Messenger RNA from Puntigrus tetrazona (Sumatra barb), 6275 nucleotides. RefSeq names its product musashi RNA-binding protein 2b (gene msi2b). Gene Ontology annotation, cellular component: cytoplasm. Lineage: Eukaryota; Metazoa; Chordata; Actinopteri; Cypriniformes; Cyprinidae. The transcript is spliced from 15 exons. Gene Ontology annotation, molecular function: RNA binding. Bases 141 to 1367 code for a protein of 408 amino acids. The record is from RefSeq and is a predicted model, not a curated record.
CUCCGCCCCGUGUGGGUGACGGGAGGGGGAGGGAGCCAGGCAGAGCUGAUCCCACGUGUGACGCUCGCAUUCCCGGCUCAGUAAUAUUCUCUUAGCUCUGACAGUGUGUGUGUUAGUUACUGGCCACAGUUGGGUUAGCCAUGGAGGGAGACGGGAGCCAAGCCACAUCUGGAAGCCCUAACGAUUCGCAACACGACCCGGGUAAAAUGUUUAUCGGUGGCCUCAGCUGGCAAACUUCACCAGACAGCCUUAGAGACUAUUUUAGUAAAUUUGGAGAAAUCAGAGAAUGUAUGGUGAUGAGAGAUCCCACGACAAAACGCUCCAGGGGAUUUGGCUUCGUUACGUUUGCGGAUGCGGCCAGUGUAGAUAAGGUCCUAGCUCAACCUCACCACGAAUUAGACUCAAAGACGAUUGAUCCUAAAGUUGCCUUUCCAAGACGCGCUCAACCCAAGAUGGUCACAAGAACAAAGAAAAUAUUUGUAGGCGGAUUAUCAGCUAACACAGUAGUUGAAGAUGUGAAGCAGUAUUUUGAACAGUUUGGCAAGGUAGAAGAUGCUAUGCUUAUGUUUGAUAAAACUACAAAUAGACAUAGAGGAUUCGGCUUUGUAACUUUCGAGAACGAGGAUGUGGUGGAGAAGGUCUGCGAGAUUCAUUUUCACGAAAUCAAUAAUAAAAUGGUAGAAUGUAAGAAGGCCCAGCCGAAGGAAGUGAUGUUUCCUCCAGGGACGCGGGGGAGAGCCAGAGGUCUCCCCUACACCAUGGACGCCUUUAUGCUGGGAAUGGGCAUGCUGAGUUAUCCAAACAUUGUAGCAACGUAUGGCCGAGGAUACACUGGUUUCGCCCCAAGCUACAGCUACCAAUUCCCUGGCUUCCCGGCUACAGCGUACGGUCCAGUAGCGGCGGCAGCAGCAGUGGCGGCAGCGCGUGGCUCAGGUAGGGGGGCCCGUGGAAGAGGCGGCUACGCAGCAUACCCUCAGAGCACAGGGCCAGGCUUCCCCGAUUACGGUUUCUAUUCCUCGCCAAGCGACCAACGGGGGCCCCCCUUCUCCUUUGCGGACUAUGGCUCCCUGGGCCCCCAGGCGGCUCAGCUGCUGCAAAGCGAGCAUGCCACAUCAGCCUGCAACUCCCCUCUCCAGCACCUGGCCAGCCCGGAUCAGUAUAAGAGCCCAGGCACCAACCCACCCCGGCCUGGAGCCUUUCCUGGAGCCAGCAGUCCCGGGCCAGUGGCUGACCUGUACGGCCCCACCAGCCAGGACUCCGGAGUGGGCAACUACAUUAGCGCUGCUAGUCCCCAGCCCGGCACCGGCUUCGGACACGGCAUUGCUGGUCCUUUGAUUGCGACAGCUUUUACAAAUGGAUACCAUUGAAACCUAACAGGUGGUUGGUUGCCAUCUCAUUUGAGCAGAGUUUAUCAGGAGGCCCGGGGAAGACUGGCCGGAGUUUCUAAUUGGUUCUGUGUACAGGUAAAGGCCAUUAAACUUCAAGCACUACAGCGCUGAACGGGAAUCUAAAGCUGAGAUGGCGCCACACGAAGAACAACCCGAAACGUCAGAAUCAUCUCAGAAAGAAGAAAAAAAAACAACAACUAAACAAUCUGCUGUACUAUACUGAAAACCUGGCUUUUAAAUAUUUUAUCCUAGAGUAGCCCUGACCUUAAAUUUAGGAUUUUAUUUGAUUUUUUUCCUUUACUGUUUUUCCUUUUAGAAGCAUUUUAGUCACCUUUUAUUGUGUACACGUUGAAUCAACCAACGUUUGUUUGAGUUUCUAGAUGUUCUUCAUUGUUCUUGAAUGUUCUCUGAUGAGAGCGACUAUGUAAACAUGAAAUGUCUUUGUUUUUUGGUUUUUGAGGUAGUGAUAUUCCAAUAGCAGUUCUGUUUCACAGCCCUCGUCUAUCACGUUUCAUACAAGCAAGAAAACGGAUUGAAAUGACUCCGCUUGAAAAAGGUGACAUUUUUAAUUCAAGCCUAAACCGCAAUGAGUGGGUAACUCAAAAAAAUCUUAGUAGCUCUGUUCUAUGUUUAUUGUGAUGUCUUGUUAACCAUGAUUACCUAUUUUGGGCAAUAAGAGGACUACAAUAUUUUCACAGUCCUUUUUUAUAAAUGUCAUUUUUGUUGUCGAUGAAACGAAACAAAACAAAAAAAAAAAACGAAAAGAAAAAGCUUUCCUUUUAAUACUUUGUGAAAUGAGAUUUAAAAAGAAAAGAAUUCUGAAACUGUAUAUAUUAUUCUGUUCACUGCAUCAAACUGUUUCUGAGAGAGAACCAUAUUUUUGUGAUGGUGUCAUAGAGGUUGUUAUCGUGCGCAAGCCGAAAUAUGUCAGUGCAAAAAUAUCUUCGAGGCUCAAUGCAGUAACCGAGGUCCAUCUGUAGCACAAAGGCCGUGAUUUACCCCAGUACGGACGAAACUCAAUCGAACACUGUUAGCUCGCUUUGUAAAUACCGUCGGCUUUACAACUGUGCAGGUGUCAUACCAGCAUACGGAUUAGAUAGUAACGUCAAGAUGUGCACCGCUUACGAAGAGAAGAUAUACACAAAUCAGCAUUGUAACAAAAGGAAAAAAAAUAAGAAGAAUAAUAAAUCACGACAAAAUCCAAAGCACACAUAAAAAUCAUUUUAAACCGUGUCGAGACAUUUCAUGUUAGCCUUUCCUUUUGACGUUCUGGUGCGAGCUUCUUUUUCCCGCCGAGUGUCGAGGUUUUUACGCCGAACGAUUCGAAUAACAAAGGCAAUAUUUCAAAAUGUUUUGAAAUUGCUCUACGAUUAGGAAAAAAAAAAAAUAACCAAUCUUUUAUACCAUUACCUCAGUCCUGUGAGAAUUACUUUAAAGGAGAUUACAAAUUAAUUUAUUUUAGCCUGAGACAGAUAUUGAAAAAGAUAUUAAAGUGUUGUUUUGAAAUUAAGUAAAUCAUUGCACUGUGAGAGAGAAUUUAUCAUUUUCUAUUUGCACAUGUGAACUGACAGUCUCUAAACGUGGGUCAUGUGAAGGACCGCUGUGGAAGUCGGUUUGUUUGUUUUUUUCCACGCGGGAUAACACUUACGAAUCUCGAGUCUUGGCUUGCAUCGAUUCGAAGACUGUACUUUUAAAUAAUCUCUUUCCAGGGAUUUUAUUCUAGAAUAUCAGAGAUGACAGAUGGGUUUAUUGGUAGCAAUAGUUCAUUUCCUCAGAAACACUGAAACUGAUUGAAACCAGUAGCUGCUACACACAUUUGUUGUACAUGUGGGGACUGGAUUUGAUGAGACACAAAUGGCAUUUAGAAAUAUGAAUGAUAUUUACAAUAUGAAUUGACUGAUGUAUGCUGUUAUUCGAUCUUGUUGAAAAUGUUUUAUUUUUCGUUUCGUAUUUAAUUUUUUGUUGUUAUUUUUUUUCCUGUUCAUUUCACUAAACUAACAGGUGAGGCAGAAUGCUGGAUUCUUUCUCAAGAAGGAGACGUGAUAAAAGUAAUACGAUUAAAAAAAAAAAAAAAAAAAAAAAAAAAAGGCGAGACGAGAAGAACUUUGUGCUAACUGUUUGAGCUGUUUAAAAAAAGACAAACGUACAAAAAAAGUAAGAAAAUUAUCCCGAACAUGUUUUGAAUUUAAAUAGGGAUGGAUUUUUAUCAAUAUUUUUGUGGAUGUUAAUGAUUAUACUAAAUAUAACUGACAAUAAUACAGAUAUUAUGUACUGUAUUUAUCAAUUGUUUCUCUUCAUUCCCUGUCACCUCAUUCAGUAAUCUUAUGUUGAUCAUUGUAUUUUAGUAGUGUGUGUGUUUCAAAACAAGAAAAAAAAAAAAAAAAAAAAAAGAGAAAACAGAAAAAGAAAAAACACAGGAAUAUGACUUUACCUUGUAAAAGAGUGCUGUCUUGAUGCCAGUGUAGUGGUCUAUACACUUCUUGGUUGGUAUUUUUCACAUUUCCCCCCUCAUUCUCCUUUUGUCGUUUUGCCCUUUCUCUAUAUCUCACUCUCUCUUUAGUGAGUAGUCGUAGGUGUUAUGUACUUAAUGUUAAGAUGUAGAGGUAUUCAUUAGCAAUCGUAGGACCAGUAAGGAUAGAACUUUCUCUUUAUAAUCAUUUAAAGACAAAAUGACAAAAAAUGCUGAGCGUUAUUUUCAUAGUAAUUUCUUUUCUUUUCUUUUCUUCUUCUUUUUUCUCCUUUUUGUUCUACUGUUUUGCUGGUCUCACAUGGUUUCAACUAACCAAAGCUCUCACUGACGAAAUCUAGGAGAAAGAAAUUGCUGUACGACAGAAUUGUAAUCAAGGCAUUAAUUGGAUCCCCACCCUUGAAUGUUUUAAAAGGGGUGUGCCAUACUACCUUAAAUGCUAACGCUAGAUAUGCAAAACCGUUUUACUUUCGUUCUUUUUUUAAGAGGCACUCAAGCUAUAAUUACCAAGAGGGUGAUUUUAUUACAUGGAAAAAUUCAUAAAUAUUUUUUUAGUAAGUUUUAAAAGUAAUAAUGGCAAUAUAGCCUAAUCAUUAUAGAUAUGGAUAAAACUGUCAUAGGUUUUUGAUAUUUAUACUAUUCAAAAAUAUCCCAGUGGCCUAAGGAGCUACCUUUUUUUUUUUAUGCCUAGAUUAAUACAUACAUAGUCACCUGGGACAUAUAAUAUGAUUGUUUUUGUACUUUUUAAUUGCAUUGCCAGCUUUCCAUUUUAAUUCAGCAUCUACGUUCGAUACCAGACAGCAUGUCACACCAAUUAGCUUGACUUUAGUGUAAAUCCAGUCUCGCUCUGGAUCUGUAUUCCUGAAUCACAUCUGUUCUCAGGGAUAUCAAACAUGAGCCACCUUCGCAAGGGAGAUUUUUAUUCUACUAGUGAGUUACGAUCAGCACAACUUUGAAUGAAAGGUGUCUUAACUCAAGUUUAUUCAGUACAUUUGAGCUAAAUUUAAAGGUGCUGUCAGGGUGGACCGUGCGCAGUGUUUUCAUCUUAUUAAACACUAGACAGUUCGUUGUUCUUAGUUGGACGUCUCUAUCUCAACGAGUUGAGCACCCAGCAUCCAUUUAGGACUUUAGAUUAAGGCAAAUGUUUAACAGCAGAUGAAGCACAUUUCCCUUCUGCUGUGAAUCUCGAUUAAAAUGAAGGCUGGCAACCCUUUUAAACGGUCUUUUCCCCCCAUUCGUAUCCGUUAGCUUACCCCGGUUUUUCCGUAAUUUGAUCUUGUAGCUUGGACUUUAAGGUAGCAUGGCUCUGUUGCCAUCAUUUUGUUUUCCAUGGACAGCAGUUUACAGCGGAUGAAUGUUACACAUCUUGCUAGACUAGUUAAAUCAUUGGAAAAUUGUUGGUUUAAAAAAAAAAAAAAAAAAAAAUGAAAAAAAAAUGAAAAUGAAAAAAAGAAAAUGACCUGGAAGGUGUUGAGUGAUUUUGGGAGUGAACUACCGUAUCCAUUUAAACUUGAAUUUUGCGGCAAGUGCUAGGCAAUGGCCAAAACGAUCAUCCCACUAAUAAAGCAGCAAAACAUUCUACACCGUAAUGUCUAAUGUACAGUAUACUUGUAUACAUAUACAAGAUAUAUAUGUAUAGUGUAUAUAUCUCUCUUUGUUAAAUUGUUGAAACUGCCUCAUGACUCAUCAUCGUAGGUGAACCGAUGCUAGUCCACACUGUUCGUUUCAUUGGUUGUCGAAUCGCGUGUCGUGUACCUGGAGGCCCGCUAGUAGUUUAGCUGCAGAACGUGUCGCGUAAACCUGACGAGGACGUGUAGCUCAAUGGGGGACGGUACGGUCAAUAUGGUGUCUAUAGGUGCAGGGUCUUAUUUUUGACACUCGGUCUCCCAUUUUCUCCUGAGGCCUCGCUAGGCCUCGCUGAUUGCCUUGCCCAUUCCUAACACUUGCCCAUUUUUUAAUGUUAACGGACUUUUUACCGCGAGAACUGACUGAACGGACUGACGUCUGAAAGCAUCUUUCAGGUCUUCUUGUAUGGCUUGCUCAAGCCCUGUUGUAAAAUAAACUAAAGUGGAUGGGGGUCUCUCACAUCUCAGAUGUGGAAAGUAUAAUUUUAUAUUUGUAUUUUCAAAUAAUAAUGAUAAUAAUAAUAAAAAAUGUUUGUGAAAGGUUUCCAUCCUCUACUGUGGUCCAGAAAUCAAUGUGUUUGUCUGGAAAAGAUUAAAAAAAAUAAUAAAAAGAAAAAAAAAAAAAAAAAAAAUACAAAUAAAAGAGUUUUGAACCAUUUCACUCAUGGUUUUUAUUUUCAACUUUUUUCAAGCAAUUGAUUUGUGAUUCAAAAUAAAUGAAUAUACCUGCAAAAGAUUGUAUGCCAGAACAUGCACAACGAUUAAAAUGCACAAAGUUGAAUACAGAGCCCAACA